Messenger RNA from Triticum turgidum subsp. durum (durum wheat), 873 nucleotides. NCBI's taxonomy places the organism in Eukaryota, Viridiplantae, Streptophyta, Magnoliopsida, Poales, Poaceae. The record is from the annotation of a GenBank genome assembly.
AUGGCGAUCGGAGCGCCGGGGUCGUCGCAGCAGCCGCGCGACACAAGCAACAUCCUGGAGAACGUGUGGGCGACCAUCAUGACCGAGGCGCCGACAGGGUGCACGCCGAUGCCCGCGUCGUCGUCGACGGCGUCCACGUCUUUGGUGGAUCAGGCCGGCGCGGAGAUCCUGCAGCGGCUGCCGAGCCUCGGGAGGUGGAUCUCCAUGGGCGCCGACGAGUGGGACGAGCUGCUCAGCGUGGCGGACGCUGCCACACCGCCCAUCGCUGAGCAGCCGCCGCUCGCAGUGGCCUCGCCUCGAGGAGAAGGGCAGCAGCAGAGUGCCGUGCUCGGCAAGGUAGCGUUGCCCAAGAGCUACAGGGGGGUGCGGCGGCGGCCGUGGGGCAAGUUCGCUGCGGAGAUCAGGGACACGCGGAGGCGGGGCGCGCGGGUGUGGCUGGGCACGUUCGCCACGGCGGACGAGGCCGCGCUCGCCUACGACGUGGCGGCGCUGCGCAUGCGCGGCCCGCGCGCGCAUCUCAACUUCCCGAUCGAGAAGGUGCAGCGCCGCCUCGACCUGGAGCGCGACAACGGUCAGUUCCUGGACGCCGGCGACCAUUCCACGGGCCGCGCGCGCAGAAAGAGGAUGAGGAGGAGCGGUGCUACCGCCACGGAUCAUGCAAGAACCGUCGACGCUGACCUCACGGCGGUGUAUGGAAAUGGAAGCUCCGAUCAGAUGGUGUCAUUCGCCAGCUCGAGGAGGGAUCACGGGACGCCAACGGUGCAAGAUCGGCGCGUCAUGAGCGCUGAUGUCGGGGGAGCUGUGAAUCGAGUGAUCGAGGUUGAGGAGAUUGGCAGCGAGUAUUGGGACUAUCUGUUCCCGCCUCUGGUAUAG